Molecule: messenger RNA, 2667 nt
Organism: Penicillium expansum
Lineage: Eukaryota; Fungi; Ascomycota; Eurotiomycetes; Eurotiales; Aspergillaceae
Product: MIF4G domain-containing protein
Exons: 2
Coding region: 1-2667 (888 amino acids)
Biological process (GO): ribosomal small subunit biogenesis
Cellular component (GO): nucleolus
Molecular function (GO): RNA binding; protein binding
Source: RefSeq, a predicted model, not a curated record
AUGCCCCGCCCUCGGCAUAACACGACAGCCUUGCCUCGCGAUCUACGAUCCGAGCUCGGAAUCCGCGACGUCUACGGUGACAAGAAGCGUCGCCUGAACGGACCUGCCUCGCGCAAAGAACGCCGCCAAAAUGAGCGUACGCAGAAGAAAUCCCGACACGCAGCCCCACAGCACAAGAAGACAUUCGAGCGUCCUCAGCAGCGAUCUCAGCAAAAGCCUCAGCAGCAGGCUCAAGAUGACAGCGAUGAGGAAGACGGCAUGGAUCUCGACGAGGGACCCAGUGCGCCGCAAAUUAAGUCUAAAUCCACGAAAGAGGCCGCGAAGAAGCCCAAAUCUAUCCUGAAGAAAGCAGCAGUUGAACAAGACUCCGAGUCUGAAUCUGAGUCAGAGCCCGAGUCCGGUUUCGGGUCAGAAAUCGACCUCAAUGAGGAUGAGGAUGAGGAUGAAGAUGAUGAGUCGGACGACGACGCCUACGAGGAUGAACCCGAGGAUGAGCCCGAAGAAACUGAGGCCCACAUCCCAGGAUCGGUCAAGUCUAAGUUGGCGCAAGACGAUGCCGAGAUUGCUGCAUUGGAGAAAAAGCUUGGCCUCAAGAAAGGAGGCAAACUAUCAAAGGCCUUUGAGGAGGAUGGACUGGAAGAUUUGCUGGGAGACCUUGGUGGUGGUGGAGGUGAUGGCUCGGAGGAUGAGAGUAAAAAGCGCAAGCGAGAAGCUGAUGAUUGGCUACGAAACAAGAGGCUCAAGGCCAAGAGCUUGCAAGCCCAACAAGCUCAACAACUCGAAAAUGAUGAUAGUGAAAUGGAUAGCGCCGAGGAUCUCGAUCUCGACGAGGAAAUCUUUGGCGGUGAUGAUUCUGACGAGGCCGCCGAAGGCAGUGAUUUUGACGGUUUCGACGAAGAAGAGCGCAAAGUGCCAAAACAGAAGGAAAAUCCUUAUAUCGCCCCGGUCACGAAACCUGAACCCACUGCUCAGAAGUACAUUCCACCUUCAUUGCGAGGUCGCUCCGACUCGGAAAGCGAAUCUCUUACUCGUCUCAAGCGCCAGGCCCAGGGACAUCUCAACAAGUUGUCCGAGGCCAACAUGCUUUCGAUUGUUGCCGAAUUCGAAAAGCUGUACCGCGAUUACCCGCGUCAACAUGUUACAUCUACUUUGAUCAGCCUACUAAUGGGCCUAAUUUGUGAGAGGGCUGCCCUUCAGGACACCUUCCUCAUUUUGCAUGCAGGUUUCAUUGCGGCAUUGUAUAAGCUCAUGGGCAUGGACGUCGGCGCGGAAAUUAUCCAAACAGUCGUCGAAACAUUGGAUGCUGAUGGUGACGAGCGUGGAAAGUUCCAAGGCAAAGAAGCUACCAACUUGGUCUCUCUUCUCUCGCAACUUUACAACUUCCACGUCAUCGGUUCUUCCUUGAUGUUUGACUACGUCCGUCUUUACGUGCAGGACAUCAAUGAAGCAAACACCGAACUCUUGCUGAAGGUCAUCCGGAAUUCUGGCCCUCAACUCCGACUCGAUGACCCGUCUGCACUCAAGGAUAUUGUAUUGCUCAUUCAGCCCGCCGUCGCAAAAGUUGGCGAGGACAGUCUCUCUGUUCGCACAAAGUUCAUGAUUGACCUGAUUACGGAUUUGAAGAACAACCGUUCGAAAGCUUCAGCCGCAGCUGGCGCAGGUAUCACCACAGAACACAUUACCAAAAUGCGCAAGAUUUUGGGUUCUUUGAACAGCUCUCGGGUGAUCCGCGCAUCUGAACCUAUUAACAUCUCCCGUGACGAUAUCCACAAUUCCUCCAAGAAGGGCAAGUGGUGGUUGGUCGGCGCAAGCUGGAAGGAAGAUCCUCUUGUAACAGCACAAAAAGAAAUGGCUGGCGUACAAAUGACUCAACCUGGGGUCCAAGAUGAUGAAAGCGAUGGUGAGCCUGACUUUGGAGUUCUCGCUCGAGCCCACCGCAUGAACACAGACGUUCGUCGGUCGAUCUUCGUUGCCAUAAUGUCUGCCAACGACUUCCAAGAUGCACAUGUCCGACUCAUGAAGCUUCGCCUCAAGCGGGCGCAGGAGUUUGAAAUCCCUCGUGUCCUCCUACACUGUGCCAUGGAGGAGCAGGUCCACAACCCAUACUAUUCUCUGAUUGCGCGUCGGAUUUGUGGUGAGCAGGGUCGUCGCAUCAAGAUGUCCUUCAUGUUUGCACUCUGGAAUGAGUUCAAGAAGAUGGGCGAACGAGGAGAUAUUGACGAGGAUGAAGACAACAACUUCGACCCAGAUGAUGAGGAGAACGGUGUCAGCAUGAAGUCCGUGGUUAACCUGGCCAAGAUGUUCAGCACCCUCAUCGUGGAUGGCAGCUUGACCCUGAGCAUUCUGAAGAAUCUCAACUUUGCAUACCUUCAGCCUAAGACUAAGACAUUUGUCGAAGUCUUAAUCAUCAGUAUCAUUCAGCAAUCCCAAAAGUCCAAGAAGAAGAAGAAGUCCAAGAGCUCGACACCAGAUGAGCCUGCGAAGAAUGAAGGGCCUUUGAUGCAAAUCUUCCUGGGUGUCAAGGAGACACCACACAUUGCCAAAGGCCUUAUCUACUUUGUGCGAAAGGUUGUCGCGAAAAGUGAUAUUGUGUCCUCCGAGGAGCUCAAACUAGUUCGGUGGGGUUGCAAUGUGGCUGCGGAUGCCCUUAAGGCUGUGGCAGAAUAA